AUGACGCGCCAACUUAUCGCUGCCAUAUACGUAGCCUAUUUCGAAUACGACAUCAGUAAACGUGAUCUCAGCGUGGCCAUUGCAGCCGUCAUGGCUGCGUUGAAGCAAAUGCGACAGGUCGAGGCCAGCUCUAUGGACUUGCAGUACAUUUACGCCGCCAAGGAAUUCAGAACAACGUACGUGGGUACAGCGGACGUGGAUUUUAGGAACUAUGUUGCUGCGUAUUGCUCUGCGUAUCUCGCCCACACCAGCGAGUACACGGCCCCGUGCAUUACUAUCAAGCAGAGCUCAGGGUUUGGCAAGAGUCGAAUUCUGCAGCGACUAGCAGAGAGCACGUCAGGAGGCAACUGUCUCAAGGAUGCAGGCAAUCAAUUUGAUGCAGCAGUUUUGUACGUCUGUCCACGUAGUGCUAAGGAGUUUAAAGGGUACCCACGCCCGACAGAAGCUUUCAACACGUUAUCAGGUGACGAAAAAGUCCUCGAAGCAGCUACUCGACCAUCGACCAAGCAACUUGAUAGCCAAGCUGUCAGCGUCUCCAUUCAACAGAGACGUUGCGCCGCCAAUCCGAAUGGAAUGGGCAAUAUGAUCUCCGUUGCGUUCCCAUUCGUAGAAAUUCCGAUCUUCUUAGGAGAAAGAAGUAAGCCAGCAGAACGGAGCCCCACAAAUGUCGAGUCCGGGGCCUAG
Molecule: messenger RNA, 684 nt
Organism: Phytophthora infestans T30-4
Lineage: Eukaryota; Oomycota; Peronosporomycetes; Peronosporales; Peronosporaceae
Exons: 4
Coding region: 1-684 (227 amino acids)
Source: RefSeq, a predicted model, not a curated record